Messenger RNA from Camellia sinensis, 1945 nucleotides. RefSeq names its product UTP--glucose-1-phosphate uridylyltransferase. Lineage: Eukaryota; Viridiplantae; Streptophyta; Magnoliopsida; Ericales; Theaceae. Gene Ontology annotation, biological process: UDP-alpha-D-glucose metabolic process. The record is from RefSeq and is a predicted model, not a curated record. Gene Ontology annotation, molecular function: UTP:glucose-1-phosphate uridylyltransferase activity.
AGAGACUAGAGACCAUUGGGUUGAAAAAAUCUCUUUGUCUAUAUGUAUACCUACAAACAAACACCUGUCUGUCUAUAAAUUCUUUAUCGCCACUACUCCACCACCCUUCCCAGAUAGGUACUCGAAUCUUCAUCCUCCUCCUCUCUCGUUCUCUCUCUUGAUCUGUGCUCUGUAUCACUCUCCAAUGGCUACAGCCACUUUGAACGCCGCAGAUGCCGAGAAGAUCUCUAAGCUCCAAUCUUCUGUCUCUAGCCUCCCUCAAAUCAGCGAGAAUGAGAAAUCUGGAUUCAUAAACCUCGUCGCUCGUUAUAUCAGUGGCGAAGCAAAACAAGUCGAAUGGAGUACGAUCCGGACUCCCACUGAUGAGGUGGUGGUUCCUUAUGACAGCUUAGCACCAACGCCUGAAGAUCCUGAUGAAACUAGGAAGCUUUUGGACAAACUUGUUGUGUUAAAGCUUAAUGGAGGAUUGGGAACAACAAUGGGCUGCACUGGUCCUAAAUCAGUCAUUGAAGUUCGUAAUGGGUUGACAUUCCUAGACCUAAUUGUCAUCCAAAUUGAGUCACUGAACUCCAAGUAUGGAUGCAAUGUUCCUUUGCUACUAAUGAACUCAUUCAAUACCCAUGAUGAUACUCAAAAGAUUGUAGAAAAAUAUUCCAAUUCAAACAUUGAGAUCCAUACAUUUAAUCAGAGCCAGUACCCUCGUUUGAUUGUUGAAGAUUUUAUGCCACUGCCAUGCAAAGGAAUUACUGGCAAGGAUGGAUGGUACCCUCCUGGCCAUGGUGAUGUCUUCCCAGCAUUGACGAAUAGUGGCAAGCUCGAUGCAUUGUUGUCAAAGGGAAAGGAAUACGUCUUUAUUGCAAACUCAGAUAACUUGGGUGCUGUUGUUGAUUUGAAAAUCUUGCAUCAUUUGAUCCAAAACAAGAAUGAGUACUGUAUGGAGGUGACACCCAAAACUUUGGCUGAUGUGAAAGGUGGUACUUUGAUUUCCUAUGAAGGAAAAGUUCAGCUCCUGGAAAUUGCACAAGUUCCUGAUGAACAUGUCAAUGAAUUCAAGUCAAUUGAGAAGUUCAAAAUUUUCAAUACCAACAACUUGUGGGUGAACUUGAACGCAAUUAAAAGACUUGUUGAAGCAGAUGCACUUAAGAUGGAGAUCAUUCCAAACCCCAAGGAAGUGGAUGGUAUCAAAGUUCUACAGCUGGAAACAGCAGCUGGUGCUGCAAUUCGGUUCUUCGAUCAAGCUAUUGGUAUUAAUGUUCCUCGAUCUCGAUUCCUUCCAGUGAAAGCAACUUCAGAUUUGCUUCUUGUCCAGUCUGAUCUUUACACCUUGAAUGAUGGCUUUGUGAGCCGAAACCAAGCUAGGGCUAAUACUACAAAUCCUUCUAUUGAAUUGGGGCCCGAAUUUAAAAAGGUGUCCAACUUUUUAAGUCGUUUCAAGUCCAUCCCUAGCAUCAUCGAGCUUGACAUCUUAAAGGUGUCUGGUGAUGUGUGGUUUGGAGCUGGCGUUAUUCUCAAGGGAAAAGUGGUGAUUGCUGCAAAAACUGGAGUGAAGUUGGAAAUCCCUAAUGGAGCUGUAAUUGAAAACAAGGAGAUCAAUGGCCCAGAGGAUAUUUGAAACUGUUGUUGUUCGUCUUAAGACUUGGAUUGAGUUUUCCUUACUUGAAGGUUGAGUGCCGUUUUGUUUGAUUUGCCGGUGUAGGAUUUGACUUGGAUUGAGUUUUCCUUACUUGAAGGUUGAGUGCCGUUUUGUUUGAUUUGCCGGUGUAGGAUUUGAUAGUUAAAAGUAAGAUUUGCUUGUUAAUAAUAAUAAUAAUAAGAAUAAUAAUAAUGGACAAUUUUUAUAAUUUUUUGGUUGCCAAUAACAUUGCUACUGGAACCUUUGUUCUAAUCUCAUUCCUUCGGAGAUCCUUCAAUGAGAUAACAGUAGUAGCGGACAUAGUUAUCGGAA